Messenger RNA from Conger conger (European conger), 2931 nucleotides. RefSeq names its product selenoprotein P (gene selenop). Gene Ontology annotation, molecular function: selenium binding. The record is from RefSeq and is a predicted model, not a curated record. Gene Ontology annotation, cellular component: extracellular region. The transcript has 5 exons. NCBI's taxonomy places the organism in Eukaryota, Metazoa, Chordata, Actinopteri, Anguilliformes, Congridae. Gene Ontology annotation, biological process: selenium compound metabolic process.
AAUGCCAUAUUGAAGUUCUCCAAAGAACGCGGACGUUUUGAACUUUGACCCAUUUCAAGCUGAUAAACAAGAGGGGUAUAAAAGGGAGGACGCUGUAGGAGUUGGAUGUUUUUCGACGAGAGACAAAGCUGGACACAAUCGAAGCGAACUGACAGAGGAAGAGAAAGUGCGUGCAUUGACUGUGGGAGGAGCCUACAGACCCUGAGCCAUGUGGGCGGGGCUAGGCCUAGUUCUGGCCCUAUGCCUGCUGCCCGGGGGCGGGGCGGAGGUGGAGGACGGGGGGAGUCGCUGUAAGAAGGCCCCUCCCUGGACCAUUGGGGAGGCGGAUCCUAUGAAGGAUGCGCUGGGUCAGGUGACCGUGGUGGCCCUCCUGCAGGCCAGCUGAUUCUUCUGCCUGGUGCAGGCCUCCAAAAUGGGAGGCCUGCGCCAGAAACUGGAGAAGCAGGGUCUGACCAACAUAACCUAUAUGGUGGUCAACCACCAGGGGUCAGAGUCGCAACAGCGGCACCCAGUGCUGAGCAAGAAGGUCUCCAAGGACAUCGCGCUCUACCAGCAGCUGCCCGGGCAGGUCGACGUCUGGCAGACCCUGUCUGGAGACAAGGACGACUUCCUGAUCUACGAUCGGUGUGGUCGUCUCACCUACCACAUUGCCCUCCCCUACUCACUCCUGAGCAUGCCCUACGUGGAAGAGGCCAUCAAGGACACAUACUGCAAGAAUGUGUGUGGAAGCUGCGAAUAUGAGAGUUCCGAGCAGCAGCCGGUGUGUAACCAAACGGCGGCAGAGGAGCCUGUGAAGCCGGAGGUCGAGGUCGAGGGGGCUCACAGUCACGGUCAGGGCCACGGGCACGGUCAUCGCCACGGUCACGGCCACGGCCACGGCCAGGCCGGUCACCAGGCGGCCACGGAGAGGCGGGGCCACGGGGCCGGCGGGCAGCAACAGCACGCCCACGGGCAGCACCAGCACGCCCACGGCCAGGAGCAUGCACACGUAGCUCACAUCCACCAGCAGGGGGAGGCAGAGGCCCCCCAGCAGCCUUGACCGGCCAGUAAAAGCAGGUGAAAGGUGCGGUACAGCUGAGAGUGGCAGGGCGAGCUCUUGGGCUCCUCCUGCUCCUCCGGCUGAUGCUGACACUGACGGCAGCUGUUCGGCAGCCAGGGGCCCCACGAGGCCGCCGGCCUCUGACGCUGUGAGGGGCCCCUCCCGGCCACCUGACAGUGACAGGGCCACGUGGGCAACGCCCAGGUCGGGGAGACCUGACAGUGACGUCUGCCCUUCGCUGCCUGACAGCCGCCGUCCCUCUGAUCCUGACCCCAGGGCUCCCAGACCUGAGGGUGACAGGGGCAGUAAAGUGGGCCAGUCCCGCUACACUGACUCCCCCCCUAGAGCUCCCCCUACAGGCCAGUCGCCGUCCACACACUAAUUGCCCCACUGGUAAAUAAAGUUAGUUAGUACAUUAGUACCCAAUGGUGUGACGUGCAAUACUGGGCCCUGGAAAGAGGUUUCCAUCUUACCAACAAGUAUUUAAAUGAGAGGUUUGAGGCAACUCCUGUAUCCAAUCAGGAAAGGAGGAGGAGGAGGAAGAGAAAGAGGAGGAGGAGGGAGUGUUCACUUGGAAAGAACUUGAAAAUAACGAGGGAGACCUGGCUUACCCAGUGACUUCCACUGACACUGACUAGAGCAAACCGCAUACUGAGGCAAAUUAGAAGGUAGAGUUGGAUACUUAUUUUAUGCAAACAAAAUGCCUGCAGUUCCUUAUUAAGGGGAACUCAAUUGGACAAGGUCCAUCUAAAUCUCUGAAAUGGCAUUUGGUUUUGGUAAAAUUAGAAGCCGGUGUGGGACAGAAGGAUAAGAACCAGAACCGGUCCUCCGCUCCUGUGCUUGUACUGGAGUUGCCUCACCUCUGAAAUUGUGGUCUGGUCGUGUUGCUACCUUUCGCCUUCCCCGAACACUCGUCUUGCUUUUAUGAGGACAGGUGCAGAAACUAUGCUCUAGUGGUUCCUGUCUGAUGCUGUGCAAUUUCUGAGUUGGGAAGGAAAGCCAAGCAAUGAGGCUGACACAGAGUUCAAAAUAAGUAAUGAGUUAAAAAUGUAAGACUACAGAUAAAUAUUAAUGCAAUACCUUAAAAUUUAAACAAGAAUGGAAAUGCAGUAAUGUCCAUUUCCUCCUGACUUUAAUAGAAUUUGGCACCAAGGUCCAACACUGGAGAAAAAACAAGAAAUCUGGUCGUGAAAAUUGAGUUUGUUUGUGUGUGUGUGUUUGUUUCAGGUUUUCAGUUUUAAUUUCCUGCAUAUGAUUAACAUCCCUAACAGAAGCAUUUAGUCUUGAGUUUCCUACUAUAUUCCAGUAAUAUCGGCUAUUCAGCAAUGGCAUAUGAGCAUUAUAAUAAUAAUCAGAUAACACAGGCCGAAACAAAUCACUUAAAAAGCACACAACAUAAUAAUAUUAUGAUUUCAUAUCCUCUUUCACAAAGUGGGUUACUUUCAGAAUGUCUACAUAUGCAAUGUACAGCAAUUAUUUUAAUUGCUUUUUUAUGUUAAUUCUUUUAGAUGAGCAAUAAAAUACUUUGCUUGAGGGACACAAGGUGUGCUCACGGAAUAUAUAGAAAAUACACUUCUGAUGCAUAUUUGGAAACUAACAUGCAAAAUGAUACUUUUUUAUUGUUUUUACUUUUUCAGUAAUGUAAUCUUGGGUGGGUAAAGAAUGAGGUGAUCUUGUAAGAAAAGGUAUUGAAAGUUGUGUUUUAUUGAAUUAGAACAUUUUUUAUACUUUAUGAAGGUUUCUUGGAAAAACGGAAGUUCCCUCGAAAUCCCGAUGCUUUGUAUGAACAAUGUUUGGUCGGUGCAGAUGGACUACAAGGAAAGACCAAGGGCUGUAAGCCUAGUGAGUGUGAUGAAGACAACGAAUGAGAAAUAAAAUGAUGUUUAUUCAAA